AUGCAAAGUGAUCAAGCUCCACAAACUGAACAAUUACUAUCACCAGAGGGAUUCAAAGCUAUAGAAGAUAACAUAGUGAACAAUCAAGCACUUGACAUUUUCGCAAAGGAGACAAUUCUGAAUAAUUUUUAUAAUUAUCAUAAAAAAGUACGAAACCCUAAAGAAUUGCCUAUUGAUGAGAGUAGGCUUAAAAUUGAAAGUCAUUUAAUAAGAACUAAUCCUGCCUAUGAUGAUGAGAAAAAAGAAGAAUUGAUAGAUAAACUAUUUGCAAGAGCAGGAAAAUCUCGAAUGUCUCUAGAAGAGCUCUUAUCUGAAGAAAAGGAUAUAAUGAAAAAUCCUGAUUUGACAGAUGAAGCAAAAGAUAGAAAAUUGGAAGAACUAUAUACUAGUUCAGGUCGUGCACCUCCUCCUCCUAAAAGAGCAAGGAAAGACCCAGAAUUCACAGCAACUGAAAGCGCACUCAAUACGAAAGUCGAAGAGAUUAAAGAAUUGAAUAAAGCAAUACAAAAAUUCGAAACUGAGAAAACACAAUUAAACAAAGCUCGAGACGAUCUUUCGAGAGAAAAACAAGCUUUAGAAAGGGAAAAGACAGAACUCACGACAAAGUUGAAUACGGCUGAAAAUGAUUUAAAGUCUAAGAAAGACGAAAUCACACGUCUAACAACAGAAGCGAACAAAGUAACUCCUCUUGAAACACAACUUGCUGAAGUAAAAAGGAAAUAUGAUGAUUUGCAGACUGAAAAAACGGGAAUCGAUCAAAAAUUGAAAGAUGCAGAAAGGGAAAUAAAUGCUAAAAAGGAGCAAAUAGAUCGUCUCACAACGGCUGAUGAAAAAGUUAAACUUGAUGAAAAAUUGAGAGACGCUGAAAAAAAUGUCAAUGAUAAAAAUCAAGAAAUUUCUAAUUUAAAAGAAAUACAAAGAAACUAUGAUUCAUUAAAAACUGAAAAAGAAGGACUUGAACGAAGAAUUAAAGAAACGCAAAAAAAUUUAAAUGAUUGUAACAUUAAAGUUGCUGAUUUGGAUGAAAAGAAAUCGCAAAUUGAUGCGUUAGAAAACGAUAUCAGAGGAAAAGAUCAGAAAAUCAGAGAUAAACAAAUUGAAGUAAACAGUUUAAUGGAUGAAUUGAUAAAAGUUAAAAAAGCACUUAGUGAUUCUGAGACAAAGUUAAAUGUAACAAAAGAAGAAUACACAAGAGAGAUUAACAAAUUGAAAUCAGAACUCGGUCUUCAAGCUGAAAAUACAACAAAUGAAUCAACUAGUGAUAAACCACCAAGAUUAGAAUAUUCAAAAGGAAUAAUAUCAAUUAUAAGAGGGUGGAUUGGAAACAUGAAGCUGAUUCCUAAAUUCAAAGAUGCUGAUUUUAUUAGAGCUCUUGGUUUCAUUGAUGAUCCUUCUGAAAGUUUAAUAACUAAUCCAAAAGUAACUGCGUCCAGGCCGGCCGAUUUAAAUGCAAGAUCAAGUUUAAUGUUUGUUUAUUCAGAUAUUGUUGCUCCACAUUUUGUUGGUGAUAAAUUAACAAGAGUAUUAAGAAUUUUACCUCUAAAAAGAGGUCAAAGACAUGAAAUUGUCCAUGAAAGAUUUGUAAAGCCUUUUUAUUAUCCCGUGAGGACAAACCAAAUUGAGGAUGUUAAUUUCAUUUUGACAGAUGAAACAGGAAAUCCAAUCAAAUUCGCUUCAGGAAGGGUUGCAAUUGGUUUACAUUUGAAACGCUUUGUAUAAGAUGU
Molecule: messenger RNA, 1724 nt
Organism: Tetranychus urticae (two-spotted spider mite)
Lineage: Eukaryota; Metazoa; Arthropoda; Arachnida; Trombidiformes; Tetranychidae
Source: RefSeq, a predicted model, not a curated record